GAGACGGAAGAAGCCGCCGCCGCACAGCAGCCGCCUCCUCCUCGUCCUCCUCCUCCUGCCCGGGGCCCGACAUGGCGCUCUGAGCCCAGCCCCGGCCGCGCAGAGAGCCGCCACCCGGGGAGCACCGAGCAGCCGCCGUCCCCGCUUCGGGAGCGGGAAGGGGGGCAUGGGCAGGGCCGCCGCGGGGAGCCCGGCGGGCAUGGCAGAGCGGCGCUAGGGGACCCCUUCCCGCCCGCGUCGCGCAGCUCGGCCCCGGCCCCGCGGCCCCAGCGAGGCCCCGCCGCCGCCCAGCAGCAGGGAGGCCGAGAGGAGGGAGCAGCGGGCGGCGCCCGGCCGCCGCAGCCCGCCAUGGCCCACUCGCCCGUGGCGGUGCAAGUGCCCGGCAUGCAGAAUCAUAGAGCAGACCCAGAAGAAUUAUUCACAAAACUGGAACGCAUUGGGAAAGGCUCCUUUGGUGAAGUCUUUAAAGGAAUUGAUAAUCGGACACAGCAAGUGGUUGCUAUAAAAAUCAUAGACCUCGAGGAAGCAGAAGAUGAAAUAGAAGAUAUACAGCAAGAGAUAACUGUUUUAAGUCAGUGUGAUAGUCCUUACGUAACGAAAUACUACGGAUCAUAUUUAAAGGGCACAAAACUAUGGAUAAUAAUGGAAUACUUGGGUGGAGGAUCAGCUUUGGAUCUUCUUCGUGCUGGGCCUUUUGAUGAGUUCCAGAUAGCUACUAUGCUAAAGGAAAUCCUGAAAGGUCUUGACUACCUGCACUCAGAGAAGAAGAUUCACAGGGAUAUAAAAGCUGCCAAUGUCUUGUUAUCAGAGCAAGGUGACGUUAAGCUUGCUGAUUUUGGAGUUGCUGGGCAGUUGACGGACACGCAAAUUAAGAGGAAUACCUUUGUUGGAACUCCAUUUUGGAUGGCCCCUGAAGUUAUUCAGCAGUCAGCAUACGAUUCCAAAGCUGACAUCUGGUCAUUGGGAAUCACUGCUAUCGAACUAGCCAAAGGGGAGCCACCCAACUCUGAUAUGCAUCCGAUGAGAGUUCUGUUUCUCAUUCCAAAAAACAAUCCUCCAACUUUAUUAGGAGAAUUCAGUAAACCUUUUAAAGAGUUCAUCGAUGCAUGUCUCAAUAAGGAUCCAACAUUUCGCCCUACAGCAAAAGAACUCCUGAAGCACAAAUUCAUUAUGAAAAAUGCCAAGAAGACUUCAUACCUGACAGAGCUAAUUGAUAGGUUUAAGAGAUGGAAAGCAGAGGGACAUAGUAGUGAUGAGAGUGAUUCCGAUGGUUCUGAUUCGGAAUCAAGUAACAAAGAAAACAACUCUCAUCCGGAGUGGAGCUUUACUACAGUUCGGAAGAAACCGGAUGCAAAGAAGCUGCAGAAUGGGACGGAUCAGGAUCUUGUUAAAACCUUGAGUUGUUUAACUAUGAUAAUCACUCCUGUCUUUGCUGAGCUCAAGCAGCAGGACACAAAUAAUGCUAGCAGAAAGAAGGCAAUUGAGGAACUUGAAAAAAGCAUCAAUAUGGCAGAAGCAACAUGUCCAGGGAUCACAGAUAAGAUGGUGAAGAAACUUAUGGAGAAAUUUCAGAAAUUUUCUGUUAAUGACUCAUCCUAAGAAACUUCACAUAAAUUGACUGCUGUUUCGUGUGGACCCAGUGAAACCCACCAAAACUACUUCAAGCUUGGCAGUGCUUAGCUCAUGAGCUCCUUGUGCCUUUUGGAUCUUUGCAACAUAUUGAUGGUGAUUUGAGGAUUUGAAAGAACCUACUCAACUAUUUUGUGGCAGUGCACAUGGUUUUAUAUUUUCAGGAAAUUAUUUUGUAAAGAACAACUUUUAAUAUUGUAGUUUCACCUGUUUAAUCUGAUAAAAGCUGAGGUGCAGUUUUGCUUUUAGAAAUAACCAUUACUUUAGUUAAUAGAAAGUGCGAGUACAGUAUGUUUUGAUGCUAUUUUGUUCCUGUACACAGGGAUGUACAGGUCUUUUGUAUUCAUGAGUUGAACUUUUGUAAAUCACUAACAAGCUUCAGAGAAAAUAGCUUUUUCACGAGCGUAUUCAAAACGUAGUGGCAAGGUUAUUGCUGUAGCACCUGCUUCGACCAGCAUAUAGUUAUCGUGCCCUGGAAAACAAACCUGCAACAGUAUCUACUAUGAUUCUAAAUUGGUACAGUAUUUUAGGCAGCUCUAUGAUUAAAUAUAUUUGAGAGCAAUAUGUCAAUAGUUUGCAGGUGAUAUGUAGCAACAGGUAUAUCCUGAUGUACAGUAUAUGUAUUACCUUUUAGAACAAGUAGUAACUCAAUCUUACAUCAUCGUGGAAGGAAAAAUUAAAGCAAUACAGUUGAGGGGGUGGGGCUUUUGGCAAUAAUGGACGAAACCUGAAGUCCAAUUUAAUUUAAUGUUUCUCCUCUGACUAUAUAUACCUGGGUGGAAGGGAGCCAGAGAAGCCGAGCGUCGCAUGAUACAUACCUCACAAGCAGGUAUAAGCGUAACACCAGCGUUCUUUGUGGUGGUGUUGUUUCUCCUGUAAGAUAUUUAUACACGUUUUUGUUCUUAAAUACAUUAAAUACAGUACAUCAACAUAAUUUGUUUAUAAUUUUCUGGAAGUGUAUUUUAAAUAUGUAUUUACCAGUUAAUAUGCAAAGAGCUGAGUUAUAGAUAUUCUUUCACAAACAGGUAGUACUGUGCAGUACGGAGUGAUUUUUUUCAUAAAAAGUAGGUAAGACUAUAAAGUUGCUUUCAGUUAUAUAUUUAUGGUACUGCUAGGUGGGUAAUCUCUUCUGUUUUGUUUUGGUUUUGUUCUUUUUCUUUUCUUUUUCAACCCAGUAUGUAUAUUAUGCUGAAGUUUUGAACUGGGAUUGUUUUUCAGUACUUAGCUGUGGAACUGUUGGUGUAAAUUUAUUUUUUGAUAAAGGCUGGGUGUGUUUAUUUUAUGGUUCAGACCUGCACAUUUUGUUUUUGCACAAAAGUCAUUUUAAAGGAUCUGAAAUAUAUCUGCCAAAUAUUGAAAAAGUAAUGGUGUGCAAGUAAAUACUGCAUUUUUAGUCAAAUGUUGCCAUUACAUCGUUUUUAUAUAAAGGACACUUGUGAGAGAUGGUGGUUAGAUAUGCCAAGGACAAUUAUUUUCAAUGGUGCCUACACUGUAUAAAAAAAAAAAAAGAAAUUACUUUUAAUUCCUUGUUUUAAUUUUAAGAAAGUGUUUCUGUUUAAAACUUUCAUCUGCUAUAUAACUGAAAUUCGAUUAGAAUUUAUAUCUGAGAAACAAAGUCUGGAAAUAGUUUUUGAAAACAAUAAUGUUAUGGAUUAAAUAAAUAUUUUUAUAAAUGUAAAAGCAGCAGAAGUUGUAAAUACAGUUGAUCUGAAGCUUUACAGAAUAACUGCAUCACAGAAACAAAUUGUAGUGCUCCUCUAGCUUCUGUAGUUGUUAGUCUUGUAAAUCUGUUUAUAGAUGAAGCUUAUUUCAAUGUUUUGGGGGGUUUUAAAUGGUUUAAAAAUAAAUAUUUAAGUUCUGUAAACUUUCA
Messenger RNA from Gallus gallus (chicken), 3499 nucleotides. It is a transcript of the gene STK26, whose product is annotated as serine/threonine protein kinase 26. The record is from RefSeq and is a predicted model, not a curated record. NCBI's taxonomy places the organism in Eukaryota, Metazoa, Chordata, Aves, Galliformes, Phasianidae. Gene Ontology annotation, molecular function: protein kinase activity; ATP binding. The transcript is spliced from 12 exons. Gene Ontology annotation, biological process: protein phosphorylation. Bases 349 to 1599 code for a protein of 416 amino acids.